UAUCUUACGAGGAGGCAGACACAGAGUCGGCACGGGCGCAGCACAACGUCUCGGGGACGAGCGCUCCGCAACUGCCGGGCAACUGCCGCACGUUCGGAUAUGAAAGCUGGAGGGAGCUGGCUAAGGCUCUGGCAGACACGAAUGUCCCAGGUGGGGACCCAAGCCUUCAGUUUUACUAUCCACAGAAGCUGGGACACCAGUUCCGAGGCCAGGCCAAUCUGCACGUGUUCGAGGACUGGUGUGGCAGCUCCACUGAGCAGCUCAGGAAGAACCUCCACUUCCCUCUCUUCGCCCAUACGCGCACUACGCUGAAGAAGCUGGCCGUGUCCCCAAAAUGGACCAACUACGGACUCCGGAUAUUUGGCUACCUGCACCCUUUCACUGAUGGGGAGUUUCAGUUUGCCAUCGCCGCGGAUGACAAUGCUGAGUUCUGGCUGAGUCCAGAUGAAAAGACCUCUGGUCUCCAGCUGCUGGCCAGUGUGGGCAAGACAGGGAAGGAGUGGACUGCACCAGGGGAGUUCGGGAAAUUUCGGAGUCAGCAGUCAAAGAUGGUGAGGUUGUCAGCUGCAGGCAGGUACUAUUUUGAGGUGCUGCACAAGCAGGACGACAGAGGAACAGACCACGUGGAAGUAGCAUGGAGACUGAAUGACCCAGAAGCAAAGUUCAAAGUCAUUGACUCCCAAUACCUCUCCCUUUAUGCUAACGAAACGCUUUUCAAGAUGGAUGAGAUUGGGCACAUCCCGCAGACGCUGGCCGCUCACGGGAGCCGGGCUGCUGACGGCGCCGCCGACAUGUUGAAGCCUGACCCCCGGGACGCUCUUUACAAAGUGCCUCUGCUCAGCAAGUCCCGCCUGCGCCGAGCCUUGCCGGACUGCCCGUACAAGCCCAGCUACCUGGUGAAUGGAUUUCCUCUGCAGCGCUACCAGGGGCUCCAGUUUGUUCAUUUAUCCUUUGUUUACCCGAAUGAUUACAGCCGCCUGAGCCACAUGGAGAAAGACAAUAAAUGCUUCUAUCAAGAAAACCCUUAUUAUUUGGAAAGAUUUGGAUUCUACAAGUACAUGAAAAUGGAUCGGCCAGAGAAGAGCCUGGACUCUGGAGAAAAGGCAGAGCAGCUGGGCUCCCAGGAGGGCAACCUGGAUGACUUGCAGUACGUGGAGCCGGACGCGGAGAGUACCAGCCGCCCCGAGCGUGCCGGCACGGGGAGGGCAGAGCCAGCGGGCAACGCUCUCAGCAGCGUGGUGGGCAGCGAUAACGUUCCUGAGGACUAUUCCCUUCGGGAGCGGCGGCGGCUCCUGUCGGUGAUGGGUGACGAUGUAGGACAGGGGGUACGGAGGAGAAGGACGAAGAGAGACUCGGGGGGCAUGAUUCCCAAAGGGGUGAGACCUCGAGGAGACCUCAGUGCCACUAAGGACAGGCCACAGCCAGCAGGCACUGUGCCAGCCGGGAAAGGAGACUCGGUGUCUGGGAAAGCCAGGAGACGUGGUGUGAGCGCUGCCAGCCCCGGCCGGCCGCCCGGGCUGCCGCAGUGGCUCAGCCAAGUGGAGUCCUACAUUGCUGAGCAGAAGGCGGCCAACGGUGGGGAUGUGGGUGAGGGAGAGGCGCAGCUGGCAUCUCCUGCGAAGGGCAAGUCUGGACCUGUGGCAGCGGAAGAGGAAGAGGCAGAUGGGGAGCCAGAAGAGGAAGACGAGGAGGAUUUUGAUUACGUACCAGUGUUUGACCAGGCGGUGAACUGGGAGCAGACCUUCAGCACGAGCAACCUGGACUUCCAUAUGCUGCGCACGGACUGGAUCGACCUGAAGUGCAACACAUCAGGAAACCUGCUGCUAAGAGAAAGGGAGGCCCUGGAAGUCACACGUGUCUUCCUGAAAAAGCUCAACCAGAGGAGUAAAGGGCGGUUCCAUCUGCAGCGUAUCGUGAACGUGGAGAAACGCCAGGACCGCAUGCGGGGCAGCCGCUACCUACUGGAGCUGGAGCUGCUGGAGCAGGGAGAGCGGCUCGUCCGUUUCUCCGAGUACGUCUUUGCGCGGGGCUGGCAGGGUGUUGGCGGCGAUGACGAGGAGGAGAGGAAGAUGAGGAACCUGGCGUGGGGUCGCCGGCGGCACCUGAUGGCUGCGGCGAACGAGCCAGAGCUGUGCUGGCCCCAGGGCUUUUCCUGGAACCACCGUGCUGUGGUUCACUUCGUGGUGCCAGUGAAGAACCAGGCACGUUGGGUGCUACAGUUCAUCUCCGACAUGGAAGAGCUGUUCCGAGUCACUAAGGAUCCGUACUUCAACGUCAUCAUCACGGACUACAGCAGCGAUGACAUGGAUGUAGAGAAGGCUCUGAAAAGAUCGACGUUGCACAGCCAUCGGUACUUGAAGUUGACGGGGAAUUUCGAGCGUUCUGCUGGGCUGCAGGCGGGGAUAGACCUCGUGACGGACCCACACAGCAUCAUUUUCCUGUGCGACCUCCACAUCCAUUUCCCAGCUGGAAUCAUCGAUUCCAUCCGGAAGCACUGCGUGGAAGGCAAGAUGGCUUUCGCACCCAUGGUCAUGAGGCUGCACUGCGGCAUGUCCCCACAGUGGCCUGACGGCUACUGGGAGGUGAAUGGGUUUGGUCUCCUGGGCAUAUACAAGUCUGACCUGGACAAGAUCGGAGGCAUGAACACAAAAGAGUUUCGGGACCGCUGGGGAGGAGAGGACUGGGAACUCCUGGACAGGAUCUUGCAGGCUGGGCUGGAAGUGGAGCGUCUCUCCCUGAGGAACUUUUUCCACUGGUUUCACUCGAAGCGGGGCAUGUGGAACCGGCGCCAGCUGAAGACAUUGUAGCCUUCAACCCCAAAGCUGCUCGGCAGCACCGUCCACCGUCUUGUCUCCAUGUGCACUUUAUUGAGGCACACAGCCGAG
Molecule: messenger RNA, 2885 nt
Organism: Tauraco erythrolophus (red-crested turaco)
Lineage: Eukaryota; Metazoa; Chordata; Aves; Musophagiformes; Musophagidae
Source: RefSeq, a predicted model, not a curated record